UUUUAGGAAUGCUCGCGUCGGGGCUGCGCCGGGGCGCCGGGGCGGCGGCUGGGAGGUUAAAUCGAGCGAUCUCCGCCAACAUUCUCACAUCGCUGCUGCGCUGCCACAGCUCGCAGGUCUGUCGGAUUUCUAGUUCCACGAUCGUGUCUCGAGCUUGGAUUCCUGCAUUGCCUGUUUAUCCGGGCGGGGCGACGAGCCAGGAAUACGUCGCUGCUGCCAGGAAUUUCUCCGUCCAGGCCCGGGUCGAGAAUGAAGAGAUUGACGGUUUCUCCGUUCUUGCCAAAAUGGUUGAGCCGGAGUUCGAUGUGUUACAAGCGGUCGUGAAGUGGACAGAGAAGGGGCACGUUUUGUCCAGCGAAACUUUGGCCAGGCUCGCUACUUGGAUGGUCGAGAAGAGAAGGUUUGUCCAAGCUCUCAAGCUCUUGACAGGUGCUAGAGAAAGCAGACUAGCAGAGGUGUCAGGCCAACUCCUUGCACUGGAGUUGGAUUUGCUAAGCCGUCAGUACAAAUGCAGUCGUGUGGAGGCUAUUUACAACACUUUCCCUGAGGAGCUGAGGACGGCUGACGUGAACAGAGCGCUGCUUUCGAGCUUUAUAAGGGACAACCGGGUGGAGAAGGCAGAAAAAUUCUUGGAGAAAGGCAAAGUUUUGGACACCGAGGGAUGGAACGUCGUGCUAGACAUGUACUUGGCACGGGACAAACACAGGAAGCUCUUCAAAAGUUUGACGAGGAUGAAGGAGUCUGGGGUCGAGCCAGACGCUAAAACGUACAGGAUACUUCUGGUUUGCAGGGACGCCGCCGGUGGCUUUGAGGGAAUCGAGGCAGACGCUCGAAAACGUCUGGAGGAGAUUGACAUUGGUAGUGCUCAAGCAGGAGUUCUCGAGGAGAUGCUCGAAGUUUAUGGUCAUCUCCGAGAGAUGGAGGCUGUGGACAGGAUAUGGAGCGCUCUUAAGGAAAGCCACCAGGUUGCCAAGGCCUGCUACGUGACGGCCAUGAAAGCAUUCGGAGUGGCUGGUGAUGUGUCCCGUGCGGAGAAGGUCUUCCAGGAGCUGCUGGCUAUCACGACGAGCUUCCCGAAUCGCAAGCACAAUCCAUACGCUGCUAUGGUCGAUGUUUAUGCGAGGGCCGGGUUGAUGGACGAGGCGGAGAAACUCCUCAAGGACAAGGCCGACGAGGAACUCAAAGACAGUUUUUGGUGUUACGAGUCUCUCGUUGCGGGCUACCUUUUGAAAGGCGACGCAAAGAACGCCCUGGGGAAGUUCAAGGGUGGUCUAGCUGCCGUGAAGAAGGGACCAACAAAGCUCGAGUACAAGUCCGUGAUGGGUUUGCUAGCGGCUCUGGCCUUGAGGAGAGACGUGGAUGAAGCCGAGAAGGUGAUGGGUCACUACAGCUCCCUGUUUGGAGAGGCCCCUGUCUACAACCAGCUGCUCAAAGUCUACAUUGCUGCCGGCAAAACUCCGAAAGAAUUCAAGGAGAGAAUGCUAGAGAGGUUUGUGGAGCCCGACGAGGAGACUGAGAAGCUGUUACAGAACGUGGUAGCAGAGGUUUAAGUAGGGUUUUAGGAUUCGAGAUGGGCACUGCUGCCUGGUGGAUAUGGAAGAGGCCAGCAGCAGCUUUUUGCAA
Molecule: messenger RNA, 1623 nt
Organism: Selaginella moellendorffii
Lineage: Eukaryota; Viridiplantae; Streptophyta; Lycopodiopsida; Selaginellales; Selaginellaceae
Product: pentatricopeptide repeat-containing protein At4g02820, mitochondrial-like
Exons: 2
Coding region: 9-1550 (513 amino acids)
Cellular component (GO): mitochondrion
Molecular function (GO): protein binding
Source: RefSeq, a predicted model, not a curated record